AUGCAGCAGCUGAAGACGGUGGAAUUUGGCCGCUGCCUGCUUCCGGAUGAAGACCGAAUCGUCCGGACCGAACUGGACACGUUCGUGGACGCCUCUGAGGAGGCCUGUGCCGCCGCAGUGAAAAAGUUGGCUCCGCUGAAAACAGUGUCCGUGUGCAAGUUGGAGCUGAACGCUGGACUUCUUGGAGCUCAUUUGGCCCGUUUUGUUGAAUCUUCAUUGACCCGGAAGAUCACAGCGCGUCGUUUCUGGACCGAUAACAGUACGGUUCGCAAUUGGGUUCGAACGUUAUCUGGUGACUACCAGGGCUACGUAAGCAACCGUAUCGGGGAAAUCCAGACCCUAUCGGACCCUUCGGAGUGGCGUUUCGUCCCGGGAGUCCUAAACCCAGCGGAUGCGGCGACCCGCUCUCAACUGGAUGACCGGGCAAUCCCAGCGCGGUGGUUGGACGGACCACCCUUCUUGUAUCAAGAGGAGACGGCCUGGCCACAAGACCUCCCCUGGACCUUGGAAAAGGCGGAGAUGCGUGGGGCCCGCGCCCAUAUGAGUAACGUCGUGUCGGAGAAAAUAGUGCCAUUCGAUUGGAAGACGGUGAAGAUAGCUGCCGGCGACGUGCCCACUCUCAUCAGAUUAGAGAAUGACUAUCUCGAUCCCGUCCGACUGUGCCAGAGGGAGACCUAUCCGGAUGAGAUAAGCAGACUGGAGCGUGGAAAAGUGAUUCGCCCUACAUCAACCUUGCAGCCCUUGACCCCCUUUUUUGAUGCUGAUGAGGUGUUGCGGCUUGGAGGCCGUCUCAGCAGAGCGAAUUUACCGUACAAGGUCCUCCACCCGCCGAUUCUGAAUGGCCGACAUCUGUUAGCGCGAGCAAUCAUCCGCGCCUUCCAUGAGCAGCUUCAUCAUUCCGGAACUGACAUGGUGCUUGCCCAGGUGCGACAACAUUUCUGGAUCACAGCAGGAAGAGAGGCGGUCAAGAGAGCUCGCAACGAGUGUCUGGCGUGUCGGCGUUUCCGACCAAAAGCAGCGCUACAGAUGAUGGCGGACGUUCACAGGGCCCGGCUAGGUGCUCACCAGCCUCCGUUCACCUACACCUCCGUUGCCUUUUUUGGCCCCAUUGACAUCGCCUACCACAGAAGGACGGCCAAGCGAUGGGGCGUCCUGUUUACGUGUUUAGUGACGCGUGUCGUGUACGUCGACGUGGCGAUCUCUCUAUCAGCCAACGAUUUCUUGCUGGUUUUGCGCCGCUUCGUUUCUAUCUACCGCAAGCACGCUGAGAUGUUCUCCGACAACGGAACUAAUUUGACCGGGGCGGAGGGACUACGUGAAGAGCUGGAGAGACUAAAGGAGAGUUCGGCGUUGGAGACGGAGCUCAAAGCUCUCGGGAUUCGAUGGUGGUUCCAGCCAGCCAAGAAACCCCACUUUGGUGGAGCUCACGAAUCGCUGGUGCGUUCGGUCAAGCGAGCGCUCUACCCCAUGCUGGACAAGGAGUUGCACGGCCAGCGUAAUCUGAGUGAGGAGAUUCUUCGGACGCUCCUCUCAGAUGCGGACGAUAUUCGGCCCUUGACGCCGAACGAUUUUUUGAAUCGCGCGCAAAAUGCGGAUCUACCGGCGGGUGAUUUCUCUCGUGCCCUACCACAGGACCACUACCGGUACGUUCAACGGAUGACGGACCGCUUCUGGGAGCAGUGGCAUGGAGCAUUCCUGCAGUCCAUGACCUCACGACGCAAAUGGACAAGACCAGCCCGGAACUUAGCGGUUGGCGAUUUCGUGCUCGACGAUUGGAAGGAUGCACCACGAGGACGCUGGCGGACCGGAAAGGUUGUGAGAACGUAUCCGCAAAAAGAUGAACUAGUUCGAGCGGUAGACGUCGAGUUUUCUACAGGGAUAUUGCGCCGUGGAGCUAAUCAACUCGCCUUAUUGGAACCAAGCUCACUCUCUCCGGAAGCCGGAUCCAGUUCGGGGGAGAAUGGUUCGGCGGAUGCUGUUUAG
Molecule: messenger RNA, 1983 nt
Organism: Daphnia pulex (common water flea)
Lineage: Eukaryota; Metazoa; Arthropoda; Branchiopoda; Diplostraca; Daphniidae
Exons: 3
Coding region: 1-1983 (660 amino acids)
Biological process (GO): DNA integration
Molecular function (GO): nucleic acid binding
Source: RefSeq, a predicted model, not a curated record